This is a messenger RNA of Trichosporon asahii var. asahii CBS 2479, 525 nucleotides long. RefSeq lists its product as uncharacterized. Bases 1 to 525 code for a protein of 174 amino acids. The transcript is spliced from 3 exons. Lineage: Eukaryota; Fungi; Basidiomycota; Tremellomycetes; Trichosporonales; Trichosporonaceae. The record is from RefSeq and is a predicted model, not a curated record.
AUGAGGCCCCCAGUCGUACCGCAGUACGCGCUCAAUGCUGCCAGGAAACGUGUGAGACCCUCUUGCGCAGAGUUGCGGGCCGAGCGUGGUGCCUACACGUUGACCUCUCCACCCCACAUGUCUUCGCAGCCCAUGUGGUUUAGAGAUUUUACGACCACAACGGCAGCUCAGAGCGAUAGGCAUGCUGCAGCGUCGAAAGCCUCAAUUGAAGUUAUUGAAGUUGGGAUUGCAACUGUGCUCGCAGCGCCGUCACGGCCCCGCACCACUCGCCCAUCUGCGCAUCCUGUCUCACCCAUAACGCAAAGUUUCGCUCGACGCUUUUCACCACCUCCAGUGUUGCCUCCAAGACUUGCUCCACGACUUUGCGACUGGUCUGGCCCCACGGCUGCACAGCAAGCUCCACAACGCCUCUCCCUCGACUCUCUACCGCUCACCGCCCGUCUCUCCUCCACAACCACCUCAUCUCGACCGACCGCAGUACCUAACGGCACAGACGACCAUGGGCCGCAAGAUCCCCAAGCCUGA